This is a messenger RNA of Desarmillaria tabescens, 643 nucleotides long. RefSeq lists its product as uncharacterized. The annotation marks the transcript as partial. Lineage: Eukaryota; Fungi; Basidiomycota; Agaricomycetes; Agaricales; Physalacriaceae. The record is from RefSeq and is a predicted model, not a curated record. The transcript has 3 exons.
GACUAAAUCCAACCACCCUUGCUUCCUUUCCUCCAUCAACGUUUCGGCCCACUUUUCUCGUUCCUCUUCACGCAUUGCUGUUUAUGGUUCUAUUUUCCUUCUGGCUUACCGGUGUGGACAACCUAUAUUCCCUUCAGAUGAUCCUCUUCGCCAUUCGUGCGCUCCUUGGAUAUGCGUCCCUUAUGCUUUGAAUGCUAAAGUUACUGUUCAUUGUGCGUGUUCUUUCUAUCUCUUCCACUUGAUCUCACAUGGCCUCGUUUCACAGCACUUGGAUGAGAUGUCUUGUACUCAAGGCUGCCGGAAUAGUGUUCUAAGGGUAUUUUGUACUGGAAUGACUCGGAACAACCCAUGAACUGUGAUGGUGCCGAAGACCAGGUGCGACAACUGCGGUUAUUGCACCGUCCUUAUAUUUCUCAUUUUCGUAGCAACGCGAUCAGUUGUAAGUGCUGUAGCCUUCUUCCUAUCGGCUACUAUUGAUCUCGCUGCUGUUCUGCUAGGAUUUCAGUCUGUUUUGGUGUACUUUGUGAUGACAUGAUGGACCACGAUGCUACUCACAGUUCAGAUGUUGGAGGUGGUCUAGUGCAUACGAUGUCGUACAGCUAUAUUGGUGUAGUAGCCAGUAGUAAUAUAUUGAUUCCAUUCA